Messenger RNA from Mugil cephalus (flathead mullet), 2424 nucleotides. It is a transcript of the gene mpnd, whose product is annotated as MPN domain containing. Gene Ontology annotation, molecular function: polyubiquitin modification-dependent protein binding; metallopeptidase activity. NCBI's taxonomy places the organism in Eukaryota, Metazoa, Chordata, Actinopteri, Mugiliformes, Mugilidae. Gene Ontology annotation, cellular component: BRISC complex; BRCA1-A complex. Gene Ontology annotation, biological process: double-strand break repair. Bases 165 to 1529 code for a protein of 454 amino acids. The record is from RefSeq and is a predicted model, not a curated record. The transcript has 13 exons.
GCCGCAGACGCCUUCAUUUUAUGUUUUUGAAUAAUAGCCGGAGCUAGUGUGGCGGAGUGUAUCUGAGAGAUCUGCCCGGAGCUCGACCCCGCUCAAGUGCCCCGAAAAGGAGCCGCUUUUGGACCGAGUCGGCUUUAAAGGCGCUCUCCGUCGCUUCCAGAGAUAUGGGCUCAGAGCCACCCAGCUCUCCACAGGUAGUGGAGGACGGAGGCGAGGAGGAUGAGGAGGAGCUGAGCGGAGGGGAGGAGGCGGACCUGCGCUCCAGCUCGGGACGGGGCUCGCUGCUGACCCGGAGAGGGAUCACCCUGAGGGUGCUGCUCAAGGACGGCCUGGUGGAGCCGGGGGACGGCGUCCUAGCCAUCCACUACCUGGGGAAGAAUUUUGUAGGAGACCUGUUGAAUGAUGGGAAAAUCCGAUGGGUGGAGACAGGCCAGAUCUUCAACUCCCCCAGCGCCUGGGCGACACACUGCAAGCGCCUGGUCAACCCGGCCAAGAAGUCUGGCUGCGGCUGGGCGUCCGUACGCUACCGGGGACAGAAGCUGGUCCAGUACAAAACCACAUGGCUGCACAAGUACCAGCCCAGCGCAGACAUGAGCCUUGUGAGUGAGGAGGAUGAUGACGAAGACGAGGAAGAAGGGAAGACGGCUGUGCAGGCAGAUGAGAAGAACAAGAACACCAAACCUGGAUUAAGCGAUGUGAUGGUUUCACGGAGAUCAGACCGAGAGAGGAUUCCUGUCAGAUACUGCACCUUGGGCACCAGGGAUGCUGCCAGAGAUCCACACACACUAGUGGAGCUGUCUGCGUUCUCAGCCAUCAACAGAUUCCAGCCUUUCAACGUGGCCGUGUCCAGUAAUGUACUGCUGCUAAUGGACUUCCACUGUCACCUGACCUCCAGCGAGGUGGUGGGGUACCUCGGAGGACGAUGGGACACAAAUACACAACUGCUGACGGUGUUGAGGGCUUUCCCCUGUCGGACCAGGCUGGCAGACAGAGAGUCUGCUUCUGCUGUCGAGGAGGAGAUCUGUCAGAACCUGUUCAUGCGUGGGCUGUCGUUGGUGGGCUGGUACCACAGUCACCCGCGGGGUCCGGCCCUGCCGUCGCUGCAGGACAUCGACUCUCAGAUGGACCAUCAGCUCAGGCUGCAGGGCUCAAACAACGGCUUCCAGCCCUGUCUGGGCAUCAUCUGUGGUCCAUAUUAUCAUGGAAAUCAAGGCGUGGCAUCAACAAUAACUCCAUUCUGGGUCGUACCACCGCCUGAGCAACGACCCAACGACUACGGUAUCCCGGUGGCGGUGGAGGUCACCUACGUGCAGGACAACUUUCUCACCAGUGAUGUUUUAAACGAGAUGAUGCUGCUGGUCGAGUACUACAGGGCAGCUCCUGAUCUCGUCCAGUUCAACCAGUUCUGGUGUCCAGACACGACCAUGAUGGACAAGAUCAAGGGCUCCCUGAGUUGCCACGCCCCCAAAGACCAGGCCUACUCUCAGAUCUUAGAGCACGUCUACAGUCAGCUGAGCGCCAUGCACUGAGCGGAUCCUCUCUGUCGUGUCGCCGCUCUCCGUCUAAGGUUUUUUCCAUUUCAGACACAUUUGUCCCUGCCCGAGCUGACGGGGCUCCAGCAACACUCAGUGUUACAAUGUAAAACCCGCUUGAAAAACAUAGAGAUGCCUUGAACACGCUCAUGCUCGAGUGAUAAUUUUGAUACUGCAUCGAAGUUAAAACACAAUCCAGUGACUUAAGGGAAGUUUAAUCUGUGACGGCCGCUGCUGCUGGAGGUCGUUUUUUGCCACCGAUUAUCACACAAAUCAAACCAGAGCACACAAACGUUUCGUGAACCAGUAACUUCACAGGCAGACACUACAUACUGGAGCAGAACUCAGCCUCUGACCUGUUACACGUGGACCUAUGUGCCUGUCUGUGCCAGCAUCGUGUGCUGUCAGCGGAUACGUGCGAUGUAAACUUUGUAACUGCCUUUCUAAUCGAGCCCAAGGACUGGAACAGUAACAGCAAGUUGUGCGCGAAUAUACUACAGCACAACAGCAGCAUAGGCCAAGGUUUCUGUGUUCGACCUACACUGUACUCUGCAAUAUGUGAAUGUUUGCGUUCCUCAAGUCAGACUGAGCGGUUGUAUUGUGGUGCAAGUUAAUUUUUUUUUUACAUCCACUAGUCUAAUGAACCAGGUGUGUGUCCGUGCGUGUGUGUGCGUGCGCCGUGUUGUGAAUGUGCCUCUCUACUGUCUCCCUGUCAGGUUAUGUGAGAUGAGUCCCGUUGGUCAGGACACACAUCUGCUUCCUCUUUGUCUGUACUGUAUUUAUUACUACCUGUGCGUUGUGUGACAUACACGUAUGAAGACAGAGCAAUGCCUUAAGCCUGCUGAUUGAUGAUCCACAAAGCAUUAAAAUAUACACACUGGAACUAUUUAAA